UAAGAGUGUCGGCUGUGGUCACGCAGAAGAUGCCGCUUCACUUCUCCACAAAAUCCUCUCAUUCAGUGUUUCCCUGUGGCUCUGCCAUGUCCUCUGCUCCGCUCCACAACCUCCGUCCGAUAACACGAGCACCACGCUUGCUAAUCUGAACUCCUCCGUGUCGUGCUGCUGGAGUAACGCCGAAAACUUUUCCUUCAUCGGGAGUGACAGCGUCAUAUCACGUUGGGCGUCUACACUUGAUUUCCAGUGUUGUCGUUGUCUGACUUCGACUGCUGGUGUCACCUGUGUGGGAGCUUCGGGUUUCACUGGCGCCACAGCGGGUUACUCUUCAACAUGCGGACCUGGCGGCGGCGGAAUAACUUUCUCAUCCUUGCCGUCAUCUGGUGCUUGUCGUCGGCGACUGCAAGCGCUGACGCCACGGCCUCCAACUCUCUGGAGGCUUCUCUUCCAAAGCAAACUCCACUCCCUGCUGACUCAAGUGCAGCGGAACGUUAUGGAACCACUGUUCCUCUGCUGCUGAAAGGAACGGCCCGCCACCCCCUCAGCCAACUCAAACCUGGGAGUUUCCCUGAGUCACUCCGCUUGCUGCUCGAGGCCGAGGGCGAACAGCUGGUUCUUUUACUGGAAAAGAACAAGAGUCUUUUUGCGAGCCAUUUCACUGAGACCCAUUACAGAGAGGACGGGAGUGCAGUCACCGGCGCUCACAACUUCACGACCAACUGUUACUACCACGGGGAGGUGCAGGAGCGGUCCAACUCAGACGUCACCUUAAGUGCCUGCGCAGGACUCCGAGGCUUCAUCUCACUGGAAAACAAGACGUUCAUCAUCGAGCCAAAGUCCGGUGACAGCAAUGGUGUCCAUUUAAUCUUCUCCGUGGAGGAGCUGAGACUGCCCUCAGGAUCCUGCGGCCACGGUUUCAACAUGUCUUCCGUCCCCCCUGAAAACCUCUUCAAAAGGCCGUUCCAGUCCUUCCACACCAGGCACAAAAGGCACGCACAAAAAACAACCAAAUACGUGGAGCUGAUUAUUGUUGCCGACAACAGAGAGUUCCAGAAACAAGGAAAGGAUGUGGAGAAGGUGAAGCAAAGGCUUGCGGAGAUUGCAAAUUACGUGGAUAAGUUCUACCGAGCCUUGAACAUCAGAGUAGCGCUGGUGGGGCUGGAGGUGUGGAGCGACUCGGACAAAUGUCCCAUCACUCAGGAUCCUUUCGCCACCCUGCAUGAGUUCCUGGACUGGCGAAAAGUCAAACUGUUGCCCCAAAAACCUCAUGACAACGCCCAGCUGAUAAGUGGGGUUUACUUCCAAGGCACCACCAUCGGAAUGGCGCCAAUAAUGAGCAUGUGCACCGUGGAGCAGUCUGGCGGUAUCGUCAUGGAUCACUCGGAGAACCCUCUGGGCGCCGCAGUGACGUUAGCGCACGAGUUGGGACACAACUUCGGGAUGAAUCACGACACACCGGAGCGUGGCUGUGGCUGCCGGAUGACAGUAGACAGAGGAGGAUGCAUCAUGACUCCCUCCACUGGGUAUCCCUUCCCCACAGUCUUCAGCACCUGCAGUAAGAAGGACCUGGCUGCCAGUCUGGAGAAGGGUGUGGGGAUGUGCCUGUACAACAUGCCCGAGGUGAAAGUGCUGUACGGAGGUCAGAAGUGUGGAAAUGGUUACGUGGAGGAAGGAGAGGAGUGCGACUGUGGCGAGCUCGAGGAAUGUAUGAAUCCGUGCUGCAACGCCACCACAUGCAUGCUGAAGGGCGACGCGGUGUGCGCCCAUGGCCAGUGUUGUGAGGACUGCCAGCUCAAGCUUGCCGGCACCAUGUGCCGAGAGUCUGGCAACUCCUGCGACCUGCCAGAGUUCUGCACCGGCACCAGUCCCCACUGCCCGGCCAACGUCUACCUGCACGACGGUCACGCCUGCCAUCACGUGGACGGCUACUGCUACAACGGCAUCUGUCAGACCCACGAGCAGCAGUGCAUCACCCUGUGGGGAGCAGGAGCCACGCCUGCCCCUGGGAUCUGCUUCCAGAGAGUCAACUCUGCCGGGGAUCCGUACGGGAACUGUGGAAAAGAUUCCAAAGGCUCUUUUGCCAAAUGUGACGCAAGUGACGCAAAAUGUGGCAAGAUUCAGUGUCAAGGCGGCGCCAACCGCCCAGUGAUCGGAACCAACGCCGUCUCCAUUGAAACUAACAUCCCUCUACAAGAGGGCGGGCGCAUCCUCUGUCGGGGAACUCAUGUUUACCUCGGGGACGACAUGCCGGACCCCGGACUGGUCCUGGCUGGAACCAAGUGUGGAGCUGGAAUGGUGUGUUUAAACCGCCAGUGCCAGAACGUCAGUGUUUUUGGUGUGCACGAGUGCUCCGGAAAGUGCAACGGCCGUGGGGUGUGCAACAACAAGAAGAACUGUCACUGCGAGGCUCACUGGGCUCCGCCGUUCUGUGAGAGCGCAGGAUUUGGGGGAAGCAUCGACAGCGGACCCAUGAGACUGGCAGCCGACAGCGUGGUCAUCACCGUGGUGGUCCUGGUCACCCUGAUCAGCCUGCUGCUGGUCACCGCCGGGGUCUUUCUCAAGAGGAAGACUCUGCUGCGCCUCCUGUUCGCCGACAGGAAGAGCACGCUGGAGAAACUCAGAUCCAUGGAGGCCUGCAGACCAACCAGUCCGAUCCAGUCACAGUCCAUGUUCAGGUCUUCACCUCAACGCAAAGCACCAUCCAAACCUGCUGCAGCUAAUAUUUAUAAGCCGUCUUUCCUGAGGGCGGAGCCGCUCCUUCCACCUCACAACUUCCACACCCACAGCCUGCGCAGGCUUCCGCUCUACCAGCCGCUGCAGAUCAGCCACCCCAUGCCGGUGUCCCUGAGCGUGGGUCAGUCCACUUUACCGCCUCUGCCUGCCAAGCUGAGGCUGCUGCCGCCCUGCUCCACCCUCCCGCCACAGAGGGUGCCGCCCUUCCUCAGCCUGCCGCGCCAGCCGUCGUCCUUCCGCAUGGAAGAGGACUUUGAGAAGCCCAGUCCCCCACAGAAGCCCCUUCCUGCCGACCCAUUAGGCCGGAGAACUCGAGUGAACCGCCGAGGAGCCGUCAUGGGAGCCCACUGCAGCGGAACCCUUCCUCUCCCCAUUCCGAUUCCCACCGUACCCCGCCCCCCGCCCUCCAUCCCCGUGCCCAACAGACCGGUGCCGGUGCUGCCGUACAGACCACCAAAGAAGGAGUGCUGACCCCUCCCAUGACAAGUACCUGACCACUAGAGGGAGACAUGGAAUUGCACUUUUCUCUCCAAGACUUUUUUUGUUGAGAAUCAGUGUUGAAGAGGGCCACCGUCCGUCCUGGUGCUGUCGCCCCCCACAGGUGCUGUGUGGACCCUUCUCAGGUACCAAAGGACCUAUUUAUCUAUUUAACUCUUUUACUUCGUCUCUGGAACUCAAUGCUGAGACAGUUGCUGUUUUUGAUGACCAAAAUGUUUUUAAAGAGGAAGGGAAAUGGAGCACAAGCAAGUGGUGGGAAUCCAGUGCUUUUAUUUUGCUUUCUUCUGGUGCUGUUUUUAUGUUUGGGCUGCUUGAGCGACCACUUUCUGACAUGGUGCUCUCACUCACUUGACUGUUUUUAUUUACAAAAUGUUGUGCUGCCCUUUCAUGUUUCUAAAGUCAUAUAAUGUCGUCAAAAGUUUUCUCCUUUGUGCAAAAAAUAAUCGUGUCACUUUUGACGUUAUAAUUUAUCUGAACAAAAUCUGUCAUUUUAAACAGCACAUACGCAACAGAUCGCGUUAGUUGUACCACACUUCCCCCUGCCGGCCAAUUUCAGUCAUUACAUUCAAAAGAGGCGUAUUUAAAGAUGGUUCACUCCUCUGUGUUUUCGCUGAGUCUGUGUGAGCAAACGUGUGUCAGAUUUGUGUGAGACCAAAGUAUGGAGUCCACGAGUGCAACAAGGUGUGUGUUUGUAAACCCUGAAUGAACAUUGUGUGACAUAAAUGUACAGUAUUUGUUGAAAUUUUAAUUUUGAAAGUGUAAAUAUUGUUCUGUGGAACCUCAUUCUUUCUUUUUUGUUUGUUUUUG
Synchiropus splendidus (mandarinfish) is the source of this 4038-nucleotide messenger RNA. RefSeq names its product ADAM metallopeptidase domain 12b (gene adam12b). Gene Ontology annotation, molecular function: metalloendopeptidase activity. Gene Ontology annotation, biological process: proteolysis. The record is from RefSeq and is a predicted model, not a curated record. The coding region runs from base 334 to 3204 and encodes 956 amino acids. Lineage: Eukaryota; Metazoa; Chordata; Actinopteri; Syngnathiformes; Callionymidae. The transcript is spliced from 23 exons.